Molecule: messenger RNA, 581 nt
Organism: Pocillopora verrucosa
Lineage: Eukaryota; Metazoa; Cnidaria; Anthozoa; Scleractinia; Pocilloporidae
Source: RefSeq, a predicted model, not a curated record
AUGAAUAUUACAGAGACGAGGCGCGUGUACAGCAUGUGGGUUUUGGAUGGAAAAGCUACCGAUCGAUCAUGGCUCGGUGAAGAGGUGAACGACUUUUGCGCUCAGUACACGAUAUACCACGUGACUAAGGAACGCGAACAGAUGGCCGAAGAACAUACAGGCGGAACAUCGCCAAAUAGGGGGAGACGUCAGUCUGGGAGUGGUCUGAAUGAUACGAAACUGUGCCGCGGGGGAAUGGACCUGAAAAGCGCCCUGCAAGUAUGUCCCGAGCCCAAAAUGAAAUGCGACGAAACCCUCAUGUGUUUCGAGAUUGCCAGAUGCGACGACUUUUGGAGACGCCGGCGUUCGUCGCCAUUUUGGCUCUCAAACAGCGGCUGCUGGAAUUAUCACGACACUAGAAAUAUUGUCGAAUGUUGCAAAUACGUUUGUGAUAAUACUGAAGAACCAACCACAGGAACGGUGGAAAACAUAGGCUCAGAAGUUUUGUAGAGGCAUCUUUAAAUAUUUGGCCAAUUUAGCUUUCUAGAGAUACAGAACAAAACAAGCGAUGCUAUUAUUUCAAAUAUCUGGCCUCAAUUGAU